AUGUUGAAAAUACCAGUGACUCUGGAUUGGUUAUAUGAUGAUACUGAAUUACCCCCUAAUUUCAUGCCUUUGACUCAAGUGGUGAUUGAUGUUAUAAUUAAAGAGUUUCCAGAUGCUUGGGCUCCUUAUGUUACUCUACAAAUGGAUGAGCGGGAUUAUAAAAGGAAAGAGGCCCCCAUCGUGGAGCCCCAGGAGAGCGCGGGGACCAAAGUCCUGCUGCGGAGUUUCGCACUGCGCUCCUUCCCAGGCAAGCUUAGAAGCAAAAUUAAAGAGACAUCAGAUUCUGGGCUGUUGCGGGAUAUUCUGCAGAACCCUGUGAAGCAUCCUGUGUGUGUGAAGCACCCGCCGUCAGCCAAGCAUGCCCAGUGCUUUCUCCGAGAGCUCAACAGGAAGCCCCUUGGGAAACUCGGUCACCUCUCCGAGAGCACAGCCAUCAACCCGCAAGGCACCAGGGGCCUGGUCACAUCCGCCGCCCUCUACCCUGCAGCGCGGGCCAUCCAGAGCCCGGCAGCCUUCACUCACGGGGCCGUCCCAGAGCUUGGCAGUGGUGGUGCUGGCCUCACAGGCCCGGCCGUCGGCGAGACGUGCUGUCCCCGCGCAGGCAUCUUCGGCGACUGUCACAGCCGAGUCGUCGAGCAGCUCCACGGGCAAGUCCUUCUCAACGGCCUCUCGUUAGAGGCAGACGUCACUGUCAAUGGAGACAGCCCCCGGGCGACAGUGACCCAGCCGGACGGGACUCCGCUCUCGGCCUUCCCGCCAGACACUGUCCUCACAGCCGACGCGCUGUGUUGCCCGGAAGCCAUCGUGUCACUGGUCGGGGUCCUGCGGAGGCUGGCUGCCUGCUGCGAACACCAGGGGGCCCCUGAGGUCUACGCGGCCUUCACCGUCCGCAACGCGGAGACGGGCCGGCUGUGCACCGCCGAGCUAGGCCCGGCCGGGAUCCGCCGGAAAGCGGAACCUCGUCAGGACCGGAAACUGUUUCCCUACGAAGAGCACUUGGAGGUGGCAGUUCCGACACUCGGACUGUAG
Saimiri boliviensis boliviensis (Bolivian squirrel monkey) is the source of this 1029-nucleotide messenger RNA. NCBI's taxonomy places the organism in Eukaryota, Metazoa, Chordata, Mammalia, Primates, Cebidae. The record is from RefSeq and is a predicted model, not a curated record.